Messenger RNA from Gadus macrocephalus (Pacific cod), 2099 nucleotides. RefSeq lists its product as uncharacterized. NCBI's taxonomy places the organism in Eukaryota, Metazoa, Chordata, Actinopteri, Gadiformes, Gadidae. The coding region runs from base 1051 to 1800 and encodes 249 amino acids. The record is from RefSeq and is a predicted model, not a curated record. Gene Ontology annotation, biological process: response to bacterium. The transcript is spliced from 4 exons.
ACCACCAUCAGAAAACACACACACGCACACACACACACACACACACACACACGCACGCACACACACACACACACACACACACACACACACACACACACACACACACACACACACACACACACACACACACACACACACACACACACACACACACACACACACACACACACACACACACACACACACACGUAUGAACAAAAAGUGAAGUGCAUGCACACAGACAGAUGAAUAAGAACAGAAAAAAUAUUGAGUUCAUACCCAAACUCAGUUGAACCAUAUAGGAGAGAUGAAAAAGAGAUACAACUAACCAUGGACAAAGGGUUCCUGUGAAUUUACAAAUGCCUUAAUUUAUUUUAAGAAUGUAUGACACUUAGGAUCCAUGGUUUACUGCAAUGUGUCAGCCAGUUCAUGAGCCACUUAUUUAUCCCAGGUUUUCACCUUGCCAAAAGUUAGGUUUGAUUCCCUAUGAUGCCGCCAAAUGCUAUUAAUAUAUGAAAACAUGGUUUGUCAGAUGGUUGUGGAUGAAAAAAUGAAUUCAAUUAAUACUAAAACAAGAUUUCUGUAUCAUUGGUUAUUGAGAAAACUUAAUGCUAGACAAAAUAUUGUUGAAUAAUUACCAAACAAAAAUGUUAACAUGUUUUCUGCCUUUCUCUAUCUUGCUUGAUGCCAACUGAAAUUUCUGUGUGUGCACCCUUGACAAUAAAAAAAAAAAAAAGUUUAGUCUAAUAUGGAAAUGUAACGAAACUCAGGUCGUAUCACCUCGCCUGAUACGCAUAUAGAAAUAACCGCAACAUUUUCCACAAGGCCAACCAAUCACAAGUCAUUUUUAAUCCUUCCGCCUUCAGUCAAAUUGGUGUGAUGAAAGUAUCAAAUGUCUUCACUCCUCCACAGAUCAUCAUGAUGAGCUGGACGUAUGUCUUUCUUCCCGUUAUCUUGGGUAAAAUAUUUACGUUAAAAUUUCUAUUUCAAUAAUGCAUGAGUUGUAUAUGAUGUCCUGUGUAAUGAUUGAUAGGUAUUUGGUGUUUUAAAAUCACAUUUAUAUAUCAUCAUAUGUUCCUCCAUGUUGCUGCACAUUUGAUCUUAAUACUAAUUGAAAGUAUUUUUCGUUCAGGUGCUGUUGUGUCCUGUCAGGACGUACUCUCUAACCCAGGAGUGGAGCUGACCGUGAGACCAGGACAAGACGUUACUCUAUACUGUGACUGUAAACAUACAACUAAUGUAAAUAUUGUUUGGUACAGGAACUGUUCUCAUGAAAAUCAGCCAACACUAUCUCUGAAUUGGAAGGACAGAGAUAAUGGAAUUUUUGAUUAUGGCGAGGAUGGAGAAAAUUUCUUCCAUUUAAAUAUGAUGUUGAACGAUUCGUCAAACUCAUACGACUUACUGAUUAAGAACAUUACUGAUUCUCACCUUGGUCUCUACUACUGUGGAACUGAAGAACUGAACGGGGAAAAAGGAAACAAGAAAAAAUGUAUCUACACCUAUGGUAAAAUAAUCACAAGGAUUUUGUUUGAUAUCCCUUUAGAUGCCGGUGCUGUAGACCCUGCUGCUCCAGACUGUGGACAUUGCUGGAUGCUGCUGGUCACCCUGUGUCCCUCCUCCGCUCUCCUCUCUUUGUUCCUCUACUUCCUCUGCAGUCACAUGGUUCGUGCCGGAAGACACCCUGGCAUCUCUCAGGAAACCAGGCCUUUAACACUGCAAGAUGAGGAUGAAAACUACAGCCGUGUGUUUUAUGCUGUGUUGGAAACUCCACAGCACAAAGGAUCUCACAGCUUCUUCGCCCGCAGUACGAGUGGGCUUUGAGAGGCGUAUUGGUUAUGGUUCCUCCCACCACAUAGCCUACAGCCCACUCACACACAAACACACACUCACGUCACACCUGCAUAAGAACACAAAGCCACACAAACAAACACACACGCAUGCACGCACACACAUCUUUGUUUAUAUUGAAAUUACCAUGUGGUUCUUAUAAUUUUGAUACCUUAUUUAGUGCACAGUAUUAGUGCAAUUAAUCCACAGUAUAUUUGACCAAAAAAAUCCAAACAUGCAUUUGUAUUUCAUUGUAUACCCAAAAGUAACCAGUCUUGUACUUUUAUUUUUGA